Molecule: messenger RNA, 6253 nt
Organism: Daphnia pulicaria
Lineage: Eukaryota; Metazoa; Arthropoda; Branchiopoda; Diplostraca; Daphniidae
Gene: sti
Product: citron Rho-interacting kinase-like
Exons: 14
Coding region: 150-6158 (2002 amino acids)
Biological process (GO): mitotic cytokinesis; actomyosin structure organization; peptidyl-threonine phosphorylation
Cellular component (GO): cytoplasm; cytoskeleton
Molecular function (GO): ATP binding; protein serine/threonine kinase activity
Source: RefSeq, a predicted model, not a curated record
UCCGCACUCGAUGUAAUAACAGAACUGGCAACACCGAACCGUUUUAUUCAAAUCAAAUGUUCGUAAAAUCCGUAAAUUUUCAACAGUCAACAUUUCGUUAGGGUGCGACGCGAAACGGUUUGAAGUUUGAACCGUUUCUAGUCGUGAAGAUGACGACACCAUCAACAGAACCAAUUUGUGUUAGGAAUUCUCUCCUUCAACACAUUUUACUGGGGCGGCGAAAUCUUUUUGAUGGAGACAAGGAUCAACGUCAACUUACAAAAGAUGGGCUCAUAGAUGCUCUGUUGGUACUGUAUGAUGAGUGCAGUACUGACAUAACUAGAAAAGAUAUUCACACAGUGAAUUUUGUGGACAGAUAUCAACCAGUUGUCACAAAGCUUAGAAAAUUGCGAGUCAAUGUUGCAGACUUUGAGCUGAAAAAAGUGAUUGGACGUGGCCAUUUUGGGGAAGUUCAUCUUGUCAAGGAGAAGCAGACUGGUGAUGUCUAUGCAAUGAAAAUCAUCAAGAAAUCUGACACUCUCGCUAAGCAAAGUAUUUCAUUUUAUGAAGAGGAGAAGGACAUCAUGGCAAAGGCAAAGUCUGAGUGGUUGACGUUUUUACAUUGCUCCUUUCAAGACCAAGAGAACCUUUACUUUGUAAUGGAAUUUCACCCAGGAGGCGAUUUACUUUCUCUCUUGAGUCGUCGCGAGGGAAUACUAGCGGAAGACGAAGCUCGAUUUUACUUGGCAGAGAUGGUUCUCGCUCUGCACACGCUGCACUCUAUGGGCUACGUCCACAGAGAUAUUAAGCCAGAAAAUGUUUUGCUUGAUCGACUUGGCCAUAUCAAAUUGGCAGAUUUUGGUUCUGCUGCUAAACUGGAUUCUUCCGGCUUUGUUCGGAAUGAAAUUGCUAUCGGAACGCCCGAAUACAUAGCUCCUGAGAUCUUACUUUCAAUGAACAACGUGGGUCACUUUGCCGGUGGUUAUGGAAUCGAGUGCGAUUAUUGGUCAUUGGGUAUUAUGGCUUACGAAAUGGUGUAUGAAAAAACGCCAUUUGGGGCAGAAACAAUGACCACAACGUAUGGAAACAUCAUGAAUUUUAAGAGUUCGUUCAAGUUUCCCUCGAAAGUAGUCAGUCCGGAAUUUACAAGUUUAAUUUCGGGGUUGAUUUCCUCUGCGGAAACACGUCUCGGAUAUCAGAAAUUAAUCCAACAUCCGUUUUUUGCAAGCAUUGAUUGGAACGCCUUACGCGAGAAAUCACCUCCCUAUGUUCCAGUCAUCACAGGAUUAGACGAUACUUCAAACUUUGAUGAAUUUGACAACGACUACGCCAAACCACACUCAACAAUUAACUUGAAGAACACUCAACUGGGUAGCGGUAGAAACUUGCCUUUCAUCGGUUUCACUCACAUUAAAGAAGGCAGCCUUGUCAGUCAAGCUGAGCAACCACCUUCAUUAAUUGAAUACAAAAAGAGGAUUGGUGAACUUGAAUCUGAAUUGAAUUCCAAGACCAAAGAAAUCUCUGAGCUCAGAAAACAAAAGAUACAGCAUGAGCAUGAGAGUAAACAAUGGAAUAGAGAUCUUCUUGAUCAGAAAAUUGUCCGUUUAGAACAGCAACGUGAUACUUUGGAGAAACAGCUCGCCCGUGCUCAACGGGAUGCUGACAACAAUCGUCGAAUUCUAGACUUGGAACAGUCGCAACGAAAAGAAAACGAAGUUAAAGUCGUCGAGAUGGUGGCUGAAAUGAAAAAGAACUGGGAGAAAAUUGUAAAGAAAAAAGAAAACGAAAUGGAGAACCAGAUUCAGGUUUGGAAACAAGCUCAUUCCGAUACCAAAAACCUCGCAGAUGAAAAAUGUGAACUUUUGAAAACUGCUUUAGAGACUGUUACAAAGCUCGAAAGAGACUGUGACAAUUUGAAAGCCAAGGCCGAAAAAUACAAAGAACUUGCCGCUCGGGGUCAUCGGAUGGGAGAAAAGCGUGCCAGCAUGUGCAUACAACAAACACCACCAUCAAAUGAAGCGUUGAUUCAAACCCAGCAUCAACUUGAGCGAGAAAGAGCAGUUAAAUCAGAGCUCAUGAAAAAAAUCCAAGAACUAGAAGAUGGCUUCCGGAAAUCAGAGGCUGAAUACAAUAAGCGAUUGGAAGCGGAAGAGAGGCAAUGGAUUUCACAGUCCAAUGAGCGAGAAUCUGAAUACCUGGAGAAAAUUUCUUACUUAGAAGAGAAAAUUAUCAAAGAAAAGGAAAAUCGCAUCAAAGAACUUGAAAGCAGUUUAAAGAAUACUUUGACAGAAUGUCAGAAAUUAAAGGAACGUACUGACCAACUUCAGAGAAGCCUGGACGAUACUCUUCAAUGGAAAACCGGCUUCGAAACCAGUUUCUCGAUCCGUGAAGGGGAAUUAGAGAGUAGGGUUAAGCAGCUCGAAGCUGACUUGCGAAGCGCAGCUGAUAUGAGGUUAGAACUACAGAAACAGGUUGCAGAUAUAUCCCAUAGAGAGACAUUGCACCUCCAAAAGUAUGAGAUCAUCGUUGUGGAUAUGCGAGAAGCUGUUGAACGACUUGAGCAGAAAAACCAAGACUUAGUCGUUCAGCUAUCGAGCCACGAAUCAACACUGUCAAGCAAUCAGUCCGUUUCACCUGAAUUGGAAGAGAGCAAGCAGAAAAUUUUGUUUUUGGAAGGUCAAGUAACCAAAUUGGAACAACAACUCGAACGAAGCCGCGAAAAUUUGACUCUGGAGCGCGAGAAAUCCCGGCUGGCUCAAUCCGAUUUGUGGAAAAAGGAGAAAGAGCUAUCGGACGCUAAAAUUGAUUUACGUAUCGCCAACCGUGAGAAUAAGACCAGCGAAACCGAAAUUUCCAAACUCAAGGAAGGUUCCAAGCUGUGGGAAGAGAAAUUAAAGGCUAAAGAGGAGGAAAUCGAAUCGAUGCGCAAGGAAGUAACAAUGGCGAAGAGCGAACUUACAGGAAUCCAAGAACUCCUAACUGAGAAGGAAAAGACUCUUACCGAUAACGAGAAAAAUCUGGAACAGGCCAACAAAACCGCAAGUGCUGCUAGAGAGUUGCGUCGAGAACUUCAGUUCGUUAAGGACGAGAUGUCAAUCAACCAGCGUCUCAAGUCAACUUUGGAAUCUGAAGUACAAAGAGCCGAGGAGAGAAUUUCUCGAUUUGUCGAAGAAAAGAAAGAAAUGGAAAAGCUUUUGCAGGAGGAGAAGAAGAAAGUUGAAGAAAGCGAAAAAAAUCUUAACAUUCUGAAGGAGACAAUGAUUCUUAUGGAUGAACAACUUCAAGAUUUCGAUAAUAUCGUCAAAGGGGUCGACACCAAACAAGCUGAAUUCGACAAAGAAAAAUCUAAUCUCUCGCAGGAGGUAGAGCGUCUCAAACAAGAAGUUCGUAAGGCUAAGCAACAGGUUAACGAAGAAAAGUCGCUCAAGCUGUUCACUGAAAGCAAACUCCGCGAUGUAGAAUCGCGACUCAAUAGCUGUGAGUCUGAUACUGAAUCACGCAUUAGCCAACUUCAAAAGCAAAAUUCAGAAUACACCACCACCAUUAAUCAGUUGAAUGAACAAGUAGGCGAGCUUGACCAGCAAUUAGCCGAUUCCGAUAUGUCACUCAACAGCCUGGAAAGAAAGGUCGCGAUCCUCGCUGAAGACAAUGUCAAGUUGCAAGAAGAAUCGUCCGCAUUACGAACCCAAUUGAUUUCAGUCAAGAAUUCAAACGUCGUUCUAAGCGAAGGACUUGAACAGGCGAUCUCAAAAGCGGAAUCUUACAAGAACGACAUCAUUCGAUUGGAAGCACAAAUCGAUACAACUCGCGUGAUGCACAAAGAGCGGGAAUUGAAGUACGAUUCGACCAUUGCACAACAAACGAAGCUCAUUGAUUUCCUUCAGACCAAGGCAGAGCAGCCAAAGAAAAAGUCAACGUUCACCGACAAGAUCUUUGGUUCCCACAAGAAGGAGAACCAACCGAGCAUCCCUUUGGCAUAUCGCGAGCUCGAGUCCAAUCUAGAAAAGAAAACGACUCAAUGCCGUGUCCUGACAGAGCAAUUGAACAAAUGCAGAGCCGAAUUGGCAGCUGUCAAGAACGAGUCGUCUUCCAGGUCAUCUAAGGAUCUUACUAAAACACCGACUGCUGGAAACGACAAAUUCAAAAGUGAAAUGUCCACUCCUAGUAUUCCUCAUCGAGCGUUGAGCCGACUGACCCAAUCUCCUGGAACGCAGCAAUCUUCGCCGUCAGCAAGCAGCACAGGAUUGGCCAGCCAGCGAAUGCAUCACAACAUCCCUCAUCGUUUGAAAUCACAAAUAGUUAUGCGUGCCACCAACUGCGCAGUUUGUUUGGAUUCCAUUCAUUUUGGACGUCAAGUUUCCGUCUGCCAUGAUUGCGGCGCUUCUGCGCACGCUAAAUGUGCUCCUCAUUUGCCCAGCACUUGUGGGUUGCCAGUUGGCUUAGCCGAGCAUUUUGGCAGCGUUCUAGGUCAAGAAACAAGUACCCAUCAAGGUGAAAUCCCCACGGAAUCUUCUUUACACAUGAAAAGCUGGGUAAAAAUUCCUAAACCUGGAAAGGCUACCUGCUGGGAGCGCAAGUUUAUGAAGCUCGUCGGUAGUAAACUGUGUAUUUACGAUCACGAACCUUCUUCAGAUAGCAUGCAACCGACCGACAGUUUUGAUUUACAACCGACUGACGGCAGUUCUGUGGCCAUUCAUAGCGCUGUUGCACAGUCAGAUGUCUUCGCUACUGCCAAAACAGACGUCCCCUACAUGUUCAUGGUUGAAUCUGUUCCUCUAACGACCUGCUGGCCCGGUCGUACCCUCUUAGUAUUGGCUCUCAGUUUCCAACAUAAAAAAGCCUGGGUGAGCGCGCUGGAAGCCGUAACUCAAAGAGAAUCCAAUCGCCAAUCGGCAAUCCAAGCUCACCGCAAACCUAAAUUAGUUUUACGUUUGGAAAAUCCCCUCGAUGUAAACUGCGUCGUUCCCAUCAGCGAAGGUGUGCUACUUAUUGGAACCAAGGAAGGUCUCUUCAGCUACCGUCUCCAAGGCAACCGUAAGGAUUUAGUCAAAAUUGAAGGCGUCACCAACGUCCAGCAAAUCGUCCUGGUUCCGAAGCUGAGUGCUGUCUUGAUGAUCGUUGGCGACGAACGUCAACUAGUCCUGACUGAACUGCGAGUUUUACAGAGUUGCGCUGAAACCAUCCAAAGCGCUCAACCCACUCUGGAAGUUGAAAUUGUUCCUAAUUGCGAAGACUGUCAUCUAUUUGACAUUUCAAAGUUAGAAAAAGAUGAAAUUUUCCUUUGCGCAGCCACCCAAGAUCGCGUUAAGCUGUUCAAGUGGAAUAGCAACAAUAGCGCGUUCAUCCUGCGUAAAGAACUCAUUGUCUCGGAAACGUGCAGCUGCAUCUACUUCACCGAACACUCGGUACUGGUUGGAUGCGACCGUUUCUACGAGGUUGAUUUGGGCAAUUACGCAGCCGAGGAAUUCUUAGAUGCAUCCGAUGCUUCAUUGGCUUAUGUUGUUUUCGGUCUGAAGCAAAUCCAUAGUUUCCCCGUUGCCAUUUUGGACGUGACGUCACGCAGAGGAGAAACUGAAUUUCUAUUGUGUUACCACGAGUUUGGAAUCUUCGUAGACGGAUAUGGACGUAGGAGUCGCAAAGAAGACGUCAAAUGGACUCGAUUGCCAUUGGCAUUUGCUUAUCGAGGACCUUAUCUCUUUGUUCUUCACUUUAAUUCGGUGGAAGUCAUGCGACUUACCUCAACUGCUUUCAGGGGGCAACCGAAAACCGAACAACCUGCGAGUCCCAACGACAGCGAGAUCAGUUUAGAGAGCCUUGCUCCUCCACCCAGUGUCUUUAUUGAAAUGCCAAGUCCCCGUUACUUGGGACCAGCGCCACAACCAGGUUCCAACUACUUCUUCAGCAACGACAACAAAGUGAUGGAUAUCAUCCAGCUUGAAGCUCCAGUUGUUCUCGGAGAAACAGAAGGAGCCCAGCCAGUUCACCUAGAUGACAUUAGCUUUAGUGGCUCCGAAUUCAGCAUCACACCGUCGAUUGCAAAAAUCCUUGACCAGCCAGACGACUCUUCUGAAUGCUCCAGCAUAGGGGGCUCAAGCAACAAUAUGCCCUUCAAACGAAUCCCAUCUGCACCCGAGUCUAAUACAAGGAAUAAACGCGUGAAAUUUGAGAGCGAUCUCUGAGAGUAGUGCCGUGUGUAAACAGAAGGUUGUAAGGGUUUUCAAAUUUCAUUUUGCUUGUGUGACUUUCUUUUGUUUUAAUAAAAUUGUAUUCCGGU